AUGCAUUUGCUUUUCCAUCUGGCCGUCUUCUUAUCUCUAGGUAAGCCGGUCCGAGUCUAGGGCGCAGUUUGGAGAAAUUAUUUCGUUUUUUUUUUUUGAUUUUUGUGGGCAGUUUUUAUUCGAAUUUUUCCGUAAGCAUAUAAUUUUUAUUCACACCAAUUUUUUUUGAUUACUAUAGGGCGCAGCAUGGAGAAAUUAUUUCGUUUUAUUUUUAUUUUUUUGGGCAAUUUUUAUUCGAGUUUUUACGUAAGCAUAUAAUAUUUAUUCAAACCGAAUUUUAUUUGAUUACCAUAGGGCGCAGCUUGGAGAAAUUCCUUUCCUUUAAUGCUCCAGAAAAACAAAAUUUGGACAAAGUUCCUUAUUUUGGCCACAACAAAGGUACUCCGCGAACUGCGCCCAAGCUUGGGCACUAAACUUAGGAAAAAACGCUUCGACCUAGCUGGAACUGAAUUACUGUAAUAGCUCUAUAAUUUUAAGGGUACCUACAAAGGCUAUGACGACUCAUUUUGUUCCAUACGGAGGCAAUAAGUUUAGUUCCGGACAUGUUUCAUCGUAUAAAGUGUAAAAUCACAGGCUGCAGCCGUUUUUGCAGGGUAAGGUGGUACGUAAAAAAGAACGUACCUAGCUAACUAAAUCCACUGUCCGGGCAUUGACAACGAUGAAUUGAGCGUGCACGCUAAAUUUGGGCUAAUUCCGACCAGUUUCCGCAAAGUUAUAAGUUGUGGCCAAAAUGAGGAACUUUUACCCAAAAUUUUCCUAGUCCAGGCAUUUAGCUGAUGGCCAAUGCGCGGUACCUCUCUGAAAUUCUUCAUUAUUUGCAGCUCAUCUCGGCAGCUCCGUCAAAUGCUACCAAUGCGUUGGAGAGAAAGGCCGGAACGUCUCCGACGUCAACAUAGCAUGCUUCAAGUCGGGUGGCCAUGAGACGAGGGAAUGUCCCUUCGGCUGCUUGAAGGUGACAACUGAAUUCCACAGAGAGGCUUCGAUCAAAAGGACCUGCGCGCCGGCAAGUCUGACACAACAUGCUCAACGGGCUUUUAGGAAAAGGUGGAGAAAGAUGAAUGCGUCACCAAGCAAAAUUAUGACAAAGUCGACGAGUGCAGAUGCAAAGAAGAUCUCUGCAACGACGCUAUUGGAAUUCCACCGGCUCUUGUCACAACCGCCGCUCUUCUUAGUCUUCUGGCCGUUGUUUAUCAGAAUUUUUGA
Messenger RNA from Bursaphelenchus xylophilus (pine wood nematode), 1203 nucleotides. Lineage: Eukaryota; Metazoa; Nematoda; Chromadorea; Rhabditida; Aphelenchoididae. The record is from the annotation of a GenBank genome assembly.